AUGCUGCAGAUGCAGCAGCAGCAACAGAUGCAGCAGCAUCAGAUGCUGCUGCAGCUGAUGCUGCAACAGAUGCAGCAGCAGCAUCAGAUGCAGCAGCACCAGAUGCAGCAGCGUCCGAUGCAGCAGCAUCAGCUGCAGCAGCAUCCGAUGCAGCAGCAGCUGCAGCCGCUACAUCCAGGCGCUGGCGCUGACUCUGAUAACAGAUACGAUGAGAAGAACGCCGAUAAGGGCAGCUGCAAUGAUAAAGAGAGUUAA
Eimeria acervulina is the source of this 255-nucleotide messenger RNA. RefSeq lists its product as hypothetical. The coding region runs from base 1 to 255 and encodes 84 amino acids. The transcript is spliced from 2 exons. Lineage: Eukaryota; Apicomplexa; Conoidasida; Eucoccidiorida; Eimeriidae. The record is from RefSeq and is a predicted model, not a curated record.